AUGGCCAAUUAUACUAUUAGAAGAAACGCAUUUUCCCAUUUGAUUGGCUCCUCUAAUUUAUCACGCGUGAAGUGCUAUGGCCCGGGACUCUCACCAGGAGUUGUGGCUGGAAUUCCAACGGAAUUCACCAUUGAUGCUCGCGAGGCUGGUGGCUUGGCGCCAUUCGGUUGUGAGCUGAGAGACGACACUGGCGAACCGGUGCCUGUUCGAGUCCGAGAUAAUGGAGACCUCACUGCAACUGUCACGUACACUGCAAAGAAACCCAAAAAGCACACCGUCAUCCCAACCUACAACGGAGUCGCUGUUCCUCGUGCACCAUUCAGAGUUGAUGUUGCUGAACCUUGCAACCCAGGAAAUGUCCGAGUCUAUGGUCCGGGUGUUGAAUCCAUCACUCGAAAUGAGCCUACCCAGUUCACUGUGGACUGUCGUCAAGCCGGACCGGGAAAUGUUGGAAUCAGUGUUCGAGAUGAGGCUGGAAGAGAUGUUCCAAUGGAUACCAAGGACAUGCGUGAUGGCACCUUCAACGUAUCCUACACACCAACCACCGCCGGUCCGACGUACACUGUCCAAGUCUUCUUUGAGAAUACCGAGGUUCCAAGAAGUCCCUUCAAGGUUCCUGUCAAACCCAACGUUGACAUGAGUCGAGUUCGUGUCGACGGAUUAAGUCGUUUAAAUGAAUGCUACCUGCUUGUAGCAAUUCCUGUUGGAAAACCGACAACGUUUGAUGUUAAAACAGCUGGAGCAGGCCCGCCAAGUGCGCCAAAACCACGUCCAAAUGUCAUUGUGAAAGCACCUAAUGGAAUGCGAGUUCCAAGCCAGCUUGUAGAGACCCCUGAGGGUUACUCGGCAACCUUCACACCCACUCAACCUGGUCCGCAUCAAGUUGCAGUCGAUGUUGCGGGUGCACCAGUCAAAGGGUCACCUUUCCCUUGCACCGCAAUUCCAGUUCAAGAGAGCUCACUUGCGAGCACUAAAGCUCCUCCAGCUUUCGCUUCUCAACAAGACCCCUCAGGACUUGUUCAUGCCUAUGGAGAUGGUCUGCGCAAAGCCACUGCCAACGUACCUGCUCAUUUUACAAUUGAUAGUAGAGAGGCUCCCCCAGCACCACUUUCAGUGACUAUUGAAGGUCCAGCUGAGGCUCAAAUCAAUUAUACAGAUAAUGGUGAUGGCACUUGUGGAGUGGACUACCUUCCAGUUGAGCCUGGAGCCUACACUGUGAAUGUGUUGUAUAAGGAUAGGCACAUUCCUGGAAGUCCCUUCCCAGUUCAAGUUACACCAUCUGGAAGGGACUUUGUGGAUGUCUCCAAAGUUCGAGCCUAUGGACCUGGACUUCAACCAACGGGUGUGUUCAAGGAAUCCUUCGCCAAAUUCACUGUUGACGCCAAACUUAUUGAUCCUUCUGGAAGGGGUGUAGUGAAAGCAAUUGUUGUUGAUCCAAUGAAACAGAGAACCGCUUGCAUCGUUCAAAACCAGAAUGAUGGCACUUACAAAUGCAGCUAUUCGCCACUCGUUGAUGGGUUACACCAAGUUGAGGUAUUUUACGAUGGAAUGCCAGUUCCUGGAAGUCCAUUCAAAGUUCACGUGACUCCUGGAUGUGACCCAACUCGUGUCCGCGCCUAUGGACCAGGUUUGGAAGGUGGCUAUACUCACGAACCUCAACACUUCACUAUUGAUCUGGACGGUGCGGGCCAGGGUGGUCUUGGAUUGGCCUUGGAAGGUCCAGCCGACGCCCAAAUCAAUUGUGUGGACAAUAAAGAUGGUACUUGCUCUGUGGAGUAUCUUCCAACCAAGGCUGGCAACUAUGACAUGUUUAUCAAACUCAAUGACAUGGAUAUCCCUGGAAGUCCAUUCAAUAUCCCCAUUCGUGAUAGAAUCGACCCCAACAAAGUUCGUUGCUAUGGGCCUGGUUUGGAACCUAAUGGAGCACGUGCUGGAAUUCCAGCUACAUUCACUGUCGACGCAAGUCAGGCUGGCGAAGCUCCUGUUGUUGUCACUCAUACGGACAGAACUGGUCGUAAGGUUCCAGACUCAGUUGUCCCACGUCCAGGUCAACCCGGAGUAUACGAUGUGACCUACCUUCCAGAGAAUGAUGGUCCUUGCACAAUUGAAGUCAAGUUUGACAACUGUCAGGUGCCACGCUCUCCCUUCAUGCAGAAUGUUCUGCCCGCCUGUGAGCCCCAUAAAGUCCGCGUCACAGGAGAGGGUGUCCAUCCAAGUCGACCCGAAGGUCUUCCCGCCGGUCAGAUGACGACCUUCCAAGUGGAUACACGUGAAGCUGGAUCAGGAGAUCUUGAACUCACCGUAACUGAUUCUGAACAGCGUCCACUUCAAUUGGAAGUUGCUGAUCAUGGCGACGGCGUUUACACUUGUCAGUACAUUCCCGAAGAAGCCUGUUUGCAUUAUGUGGACGUCAAAUUCGGUGGUCGGGAGAUUCCGGAGAGUCCAUUCUGUGUCAAGGUUCACCCAACAGGUCGGCCCGAUCUCUGCCGUAUCGAAGGAGGAAAUGAUCCACGAAUCCCAAUCUUCCAGCCUUGUGCUAUUACCGUUAAUCCACUUGAAGCUGGUCCAGCUAAGGUCAUGGGUCGUGUGAUUGCUCCAACAGGUCAGCCAGCUGAAGUUCAAACUGUGAACCUCCCAAAUGGCAAAGUUAAUGUCUGCUACACUCCGCAGAUGAUUGGAGACCAUAUGGUUGAAAUAUUCUGUGGUGGCCAAGUUAUAACUGGUGGUCGAUUCAACCAGAAGGCGGUAAAUAUGGAGGAAUUAAUUCAACCUGUUUCAGAUGAGCGCGUUGAACGUGUUCCUAUUCAAACAAUGCAUUCAACCACUUUGACACAGUUCCACGAGUCAACAAAGACAACUGGCUACUAUCCCAUUGACUUCAAACUCCCAGUUGGAUCCAAGUUUGGCAAUCUGGAAGGUUAUGUUCGAACGCCAGGAGGAAGAACAAUUCGCCCAACUUUGCUAGACAAUGGCGAUGGAACUGUCACAGCACAAUUCCAACCAACAGAAGCUGGUCUUCAUGAACUUGAGAUCACUUUCAACGGCACACCAAUUGAAGGCAGUCCCUUCCGCUUUUAUGUCGAACCGGUUGGUUCUGGCCGAGUCACUGCAUAUGGGCCUGGUCUAAGCCAUGGACGUGUUGGUGAACCGGCUGAAUUCACCCUGGUAACAAGAGAAGCAGGAGCAGGUGGACUCUCGAUUGCUGUGGAGGGACCUUCCAAAGCUGACAUCGUUUGUCGUGACAACAAGAAUGGAACUUGCUCAGCAAGUUACUUGCCUCUGGCUCCUGGAGAAUAUACCAUCACCAUCAAAUUCAUGGAUCAACACAUUCAAGGCUCACCAUUCACUGCCACUGUUAUGGAGGAUCCAAUGCGAAUGACACAAGUGAUGGUGGGUACGACAAGUGAAGUUCCCCUUCGAAUUUCCGAGGCCGAUAUUUACAAUCUCACCGCAACUGUCACAAGCCCCUCGGGAAUUGAGCAGCCCUCAAUGAUCAAACGCUUACCUAAUGGACAUUUAGGAAUCUCAUUCACACCUCGCGAAAUUGGUGACCACUUGGUGAAUGUCUUCCGAAACGGUCGUCCAAUUCCAAACAGUCCAUUCAAGAUCUACGUUGGGGAGUCCGAACUUGGAAACGCCGGACGCGUUCGUGUCUAUGGCCGGGGUCUUCGUGAGGGUCUAGCCAAUCAAAACUGCCAAUUCACCGUCGAUACACGCGACGCUGGAUUUGGAGGUCUUAGCCUCUCAGUUGAGGGUCCUAGCAAGGCUGACAUUGAGUGUCAUGAUAACCAGGAUGGCACAUGUUUGGUCACCUACCUCCCGACGGAACCGGGUACAUACAUAAUCAAUAUUAAAUAUGCAGAUGAACCGGUUCCUGGUAGUCCAUUUGCUGUCAACAUCGGCGGGCAUCCCUCAUCUGCUCGUGUUAUGGAACGUAUCACACGUCAAAGGGAGGUCGCUGAGGCCACUCACGUUGGUAGCCAAUGCGAGCUCAAUCUCAAAAUUCCAGGAGUAAACGUGUUAGACCUGACGGCAGUAGUGACAAGUCCUUCUGGUCGGACUGAACGCUGCAUGAUUACGGAAGUUGAUCCAAAUAAUUACUGCACUCGAUUCGUGCCCCAAGAGAUGGGCGUGCACACGGUGUCUGUACGUCACCGCAACGCUCAUGUACCCGGAAGCCCCUUCCAGUUCACUGUCGGACCAAUCACAGAUGGAGGAGCGAAUAAAGUUCGAGUCAUCGGUCAAGGAAUCCAACGUGGUUACAUCAAUAGCAACAAUGAAUUCAACAUCUACACGCGUGAAGCUGGGGCUGGCAACCUCUCGAUUGCAAUAGAAGGCCCAAGCAAGGCCGAAAUUGACUUCGAGGAUCGAAAAGAUGGUUCGUGUCUCGUUUCCUUCCGCGUCUCUGAACCGGGUGAAUAUUUGUGCUCCAUUCGAUUUAAUGAUGAACAUGUUCCUGGGUCACCGUUCCGUUUGGAAGUCGAGGAUGUAAACGGUUACUACGCCACUGAAAACCGUCAACUCAGUGUAGCCGCCGUUCAAGAUAGAGGACUCCAGGUAGAUUGGGAUGGAUUACCUAAAUUAUCGAAAGGCAUUUGUCAUGUCUAUUCUAGAUGUAUUGAGUUAAAUAACUUUCACUUCAAAGUGAGCAGUUUGAUUGAUGUUACACACUGA
Rodentolepis nana is the source of this 4674-nucleotide messenger RNA. The record is from the annotation of a GenBank genome assembly. NCBI's taxonomy places the organism in Eukaryota, Metazoa, Platyhelminthes, Cestoda, Cyclophyllidea, Hymenolepididae.